CCCAAUAGCCGGCUCUGAAAUCAGCUCGAAAUAUAAACAAUAAAGAUGGUAAAAGAUGCGCAGUUGCAGAGAGAUAAACGCCGGAAAAGUAUGGAGCUUGAGGAAGAAAUUCCUGUGAAGAAUGGUGGGGCCGAUCAAUGGAGAAACCUAAACUUAGUUUUGGCAAUAAAAAGCAAUGAAUUGAAUGACUACAAGAAGGUAGAGUUAAUUUUUGAGUUUGUGAAUUCAAGGGCCGAUAAAGGAGACAAUGACUCUGAGGAGUUCAAUGGGUUGAAUAUCACAAGAUUAAUAGCAGAAAUUAGUAAAUGGAUACAAUCAUUGUUGAUUGCCUCUGAAAAGAAAAUUAGGGCUGGAGACAAGGAGUCUGAGGGGUUACAGUUUUUCAUGGAUUGUAGAUGCUGGGAGAUACUCAAGUUUUGCUUGAAGGAGUCUGAGAAGCUGCUUGUUUCGUUAAGCUUAUCGAGGGAUCUGUUAAGGGUUAUUUCAUGCGUGGCUAAGAGUGUCUUGCAUUCAUUUAAUUUUGCAGAUACAGAUACAAAAGAAGUCACUUUUACUUCUGUAGAGUUUUUAUUAUUCAACACUAUAAUGGACUGCUUAAAGUUGCUGUUUUUCCCCAAUGGCCGAAUGUUGAACGAAAAUCUGGAUUUGUGGGCAGUGACUGUUAGCUCAGUGCUUGAACUUGUAAUCAGAAUUUAUAACGACAAUCAUCAAGAUAGCGGGGUGCGAAACUUAAUCACAGAAUUCUCGUGUUUGGUGCUCGAGCCAUUCUCCAAGUUUCUGAGACUGCAUCCUUGUCGCAAAAAUGGAUUUCGUGAUUUUGUAGAUAAACUUCUUGAACCACUUUUGCACCUGCUUGGUUUGUUGAAUGAUCAGCUCACGGGUAGAACUCACAAAAGUCCUGUUCUAGUGCAAAAUUUAUUCAAGCUGGUAGAGGAGAUUCUUUCUUAUGGAUUGUUUCAUCCAAUUCAUCUUGAUGAAUAUCUUUGCUUACAUAUCACAGAUAAGUACAGUUCAGAUGAUAAAAAAUUAGGAAAUGCAAGAACGAUCAUCAAAAGCUAUCACAGACACCUUUUUGACAAAGUGGAGAAUCUUGUUUCUGAGAGAAAGAUACAAGCUUUGUCUGGUAUAGGAGAAUUUUUCCGUUUGUUUGUUGUUAGUGUUAAAAAGCUGAAGAGGGAUACGCAGGAUGCAGGAAGUUUAAGGACCAUGGAACCUCAGGAUACGAAUCAUCUUUCAAAGGUUAGUAAUUUAACCUCAGAGAAGGGCCAUACCACUACAACUUCUGCCUCAGAAAUAAGGAAGUCGUUUUUCGAUUUUUUUGUUCUUUCUAUGGAGCCGUUGUUACUUGAUCUGAGCAAGCAUCUCCAGUCCGACUUUCAAUCUGGAACUUUCUUACUGAACGUGUACCACACUCUCAAAUCUGUGAAUAAAAUCUUGUCUAGCAUGGUGAGCGAAAGAGCCUACUUAAGAACAGAGGAUAGUUCUGGAGGAGCCUGUCUGAAUUUCUUCAAGAUAAGCUAUGGUCUUUUGAUGUCGUGUUAUUCUAAAUUUAAUAAAUUUUGUCUGUCAACAUGGAGCACAAACAGUUUUGUGCAAGUUGAAACAUUGAACUCAUUGGCUAAAGAGUUCAUCCUCAUAGUUGGAAACUUCCUAGAUAUUGAGUAUGAAGUCAUUGGUGAUGACUUGGUUAGCAUGUGGCUUAUGGUUCUUACCUGUUUAGCAUCAGCACAAACUUCAGAGGAUGUGUCACAACCGUGCCCAUUGUUUUCAGUUGCAGUUGACCUUGGAUGCCGACUGGUUAAUCUCUAUAGUGAGCUUCGCCAGGUGGAUCGCGCUGUCUUUGCAUUAUGCAAAGGACUGAGACAUCUAUCAUUUUGUCAAGGAGAUGGUCAAAUGAAGUAUUAUGAACUGUCACAAUGCAACUCAUCCCUUCAUUAUGAUAAAUUUGCCAAAUCAGGCUGUUGGUUAUUAUAUUCUCAGAAGUUUAGGCUGGCUGUUUGCAAUGUGAUAAAAUCUAUACCUGAAGGGCAGGCUGUUGAUUUUGUUCAAACUUUGUCUGCUGAUAUUUUGGAUUGUUUGGAGUGGAUGAAAGUUGGACGUUCAGGGAUGAAUGAAUAUGAAGUUGGAGAUGCUCAGUCAUGUAGGGUCAGUGCCCAAGCAGAACUUUUGGGUGUGGUCUUAUCUGAAAUUUAUACUCUAGUCCUGGAUUCUCUUUCAGUUUCUGCUGGUUAUAGUUACCGUAUGGGGGAAUCUAUAGAGGAGCUGAUGGUAGUUUUACGUCCCAGCAUGAGGCAUUUAACUGCCCUAGAGCAAGAUGGACCUGAUGGUUUUGUUUUCUCAGUGUUGGGAGUUACUCAAAAUAAGAACAUGGAUUGCGAUAAUAACAUCCUGAAUAAGAUUCCCUUGUUUCUCCUAUUCUUCUUUCGUGUGUAUGUAUCCUGUCGAAGCUUAUAUCGUCAAGCAUUGAGCCUCAUGCCUCCUGAUUCAUCUAAAAAAAUGUCAAAGGUGAUGUCUGACUUUUAUACCGCAAAUUCUGGCAAGGAUUGCAUGGAGAGGACUAAAUUUAAAGAUAAAGGAUAUUUUUCCUGGGUCAAAUCUUCAGUUUCUCUUCUGAGUAUCCUGCAAUUUAUAAAGAACAAUAUUUUCCGAGAAGGUUCCGCAGAUAAUUGUUGUUUGAUUUAUGUAAUGCAUACCAUGGCUUUACAAAGACUUGUUGAUCUAAGUAGGCAAAUUCAUUGCGUGGAGUAUCUUCUGCGUUUUAGUGAGAAUGGAAGAAGUGGCCAAUCAAUUGAUGAUGCUGAUCUAUCAAUUCCACAUAAAGGCAAAGAAAAGCAAGAGAAACUAGAGAAAAUUUUGUCUGCUUUAAAGCAAGAAACAUCUGGUCUAACGGGUUUCAUCAUGGAAUAUAUUUCCACAGUGGAUAAGAACCAACACCCUACCUCUAUUCGUAGCGGAACAGCUACUAAUAGUCCAUCCUCACAGCACAUGCUCUUUGACUCUUGGGAUUUGGGUGUCUGUACGGUGAAUGAAAAGACGCUGCCAACUGCAAUCUGGUGGAUUAUUUGCCAAAAUAUCGAUAUCUGGUGCCAUUAUGCUACUAAGAAGAGGUUGAAGUUGUUCCUUUCACUUUUAAUACUGAAUUCACUUCCAUAUGAAAAUACUUCUGGCGAGUUUGAGAAGCAGUACGAGAAUACUUCUUGCGAGGCAAUGAAAGUUACCAAGCAUCAAGUUUCGCAGGAACUUCUUCAUGAUACCAGUUUCUAUGACCAAAUAUUCGUGCGCAGGUAUAUGCCAUCCAGGGUUUGCCAUGUUUUAAAGAAGUGUAUAUCCCAGUUGUUUAAUGAUUCGACGGACAUUGAUGCUGAACUGGGUUCAUCUGAUUGGGAAAAUGACUUGGUUGUGCUCAAGCCGUUUACUCCUUGUACUCAUGGUGAUCUAGUCAAUGAUCAAAGGGACAAAGGAGCAUCAUUAAUUCCAGCCAAUGUGCAUCUUGCUGGUUGUCAAAGUAUACUGAAUCUUAUGUGCAUGAUGGUAGAGAUAUCAUUAAGCUCCAAAUCUUUCUCACAAUCUGUGAUAUAUUUAAUCAACUUCGAAAGGCUCAUCAUUGGCCGGUUACUAGAUUCUCAUGGGUCACCAUGUGUUCAUGAGCAUCACGAGUUCCUUCGACUGUUGGUUUCAUGCCGCAGAGCUUUAAAAUAUGUAUUAAUGGCAUUCAGUGUGGAGAAAUCAGCAGUGUGCAAUUUCACAAAGGUUCCAAUAUUCUCAGAGGUUCCAUCAUCUAUUCUGUGGCUGUUGGAUUCCAUUAAGUUAGUCAGUACAUGGUGGAAAACAUCAUCAUCACAGAACAAUAGUAGCCAGUGUAAUGAUUUGAUUGUCUCAUUGAGGGAUCAGACUUCAUAUGUGUUUGUCACUCUAUGCAAGCACCAUUUUGGUGCUGCAAUUCACUCAAUUGUGAGUCCUAAGAAAGCUAGAAAGUCUAGUUUUGACUGUGACAACAAUCAUUCAAAGGACUCUGAUUUUUCUGCAAAGUUGUCGAAUGAUGUCGGAGCUUGCAAAAGUGUGAUUAUGAUAGUUGAGGCAUUGGAGGAAGAGACAAAAAACUUACUUUUAACCCUGAAAGAGGCCUUUAGUGAUGUCACUGCUGAAGUAGAUGUAAGACUAGUGGAUCUGAGUAAAGCAUCCUCUGCAUUAUCAUGCAUUCAAGGUUUUCUAUGGGGAUUGGAAUGCGCUUUGAAUGAUACACUUGCAAGUGGGGAUGAUGUGAAAGUAAAAAUGAUGAAGAGUGAACAUAACAUCAUGUCUAGAGUAGUCAGUUUUAUAAAUAUUUUUAUGGAGCUAAUUGGUAUUUCAUCUCAGAUAUUUCUUCACAAUAAUCUUCCAGUCAAAAUUAUGUGUGAUGGCCAGGGGCAGCUGAAUUUAGAUAAUGAUAGCCAUGUUUUGGGAACAGAUGCAUCUCUAAAUACGAGUCUGAAUGGAAGGGAUACUGAACUUAAGAAUCAAAUUGGGAAUUCAGGAUCUGAGAUGACGACCUUAGCUACACGUGCUCUUCAAAAUGGCUCUGAUUCUAGUCGAAAAAAGAGAAGGUCGAGGUCAGAUAAUUCGCACUCAGCCAUUUAUGGUCUUACUGAAUUUAACUCAUUUAAUUAUAACUGUCUUAGGAUUGACUUGCUGAUCAGUUUCUUAAAUGGUCAAAAUCAAGAAGCAGCAUUUUUCUUGAGAGGUUUAUUUAUUGUUUCUUCAGCAAUCUUGAGGCUAAGUGUACUGAUUGAUUGUUCUCCCUUGGCAUCAAAUUUAAUUCAAAAAUUUCUUGGCUGCUCUGAAGUAUUGUUGACGAAAUUUUCUGAAAUGCUCGACUUUCCGAGUUCAUCUUCUUUUGUUUGGUUGGAUGGUUCUGUUAAAUUUCUGGAGGCAAUGGGGAGUUUAUUUGCAUCAACUAGUUCUGUCGCAGCUAGAAAUACCUACACCAAACUGGUAGAGUUGCACAUGAAAGCUAUAGGAAAAUGUAUUUCUUUACAAGGAAAAGGAUCUAGGUUGGCUUCUCAUAUUGGAUCAAGUGCCAAGAUAUGUACUGAAGGACGAGAUUAUGAAACAACUGGCCGUGACCCUUUCUAUGGAUUAGACAAUCUCAAGACAAGGUUAAGGAUAUCUUUCAAAUCUCUCAUUGAGAAAUCAUCAGAACCACUACUAUCACCUGUUUUGCAAGCUCUUGAAAGAGCAAUAGUCGGUCUACGAGAAGGCUUUCCAAUUAUCUAUGAGGUUAUGAAAGAAGGUACUGCUGGAGGUACAGCUUCUGCGAUUGUUGCCGGCGCUGUUGAUUGCUUGGACUUGCUUCUUGAAUUCUAUAAAGGGAAAAAGCAAUUGAAUGUGGUCCGAUCACACAUCAAUGGCCUUUUUGCCUCAUUAUUCAACAUUAUUGCGCACCUACAAGGUCCCUUGGUAUUCUACUCAAAACCAAAUGGAAUUGCAGUAAAUAAGAAUCCUGACUCAGGAUCUGUGGUUCUCAUGUGUGUUGAGGUAUUAACCAGGAUUUCUGGAAAGCGUGCCCAAUUUCACCUAGAUUCCCAUCACGUGGGGCAGUCUUUACACAUACCAGCAGCAGUGUUCCAAGGUUUUUGCCUCAUUGGAGUAGGCAAAGAUUCUCGUCAAAGUUCCAUAAGAUCGGAUGGCAAAGAGUACGAAAAACUUGAAAGUUACUUUCUGGUUGACAGCCAGUUCUCAGUAAAUUUAUAUGCUGCAUCUUGCCGUUUGUUAUGGACAGUUGUUAAACACCGCAAGAGUGAAUGUGUACGGUGCAUUUCUGUUCUUCAAAAUUCACUUCAAGUACUCCUCUGUUGUCUGGAGAUUGUUAGUUCGGACUCAGAAGACCGAAAGCCUUACUUUACUUGGAAUGUGGAAGAGGGUGUAAAAUGUGCCAAUUAUCUGAGAAGGGUUUAUGAAGAGAUCGGACAGCAGAAGGAUGUUUUAGGUCAACAUUGCUUUAUGCUUUUAUCAGAAUACAUAAGGAUUUAUUCAGGACUUGGUCCACUGAAAAGGGGAAUCAAAAGGGAGAUCGAUGAAGCCCUGAGGCCAGGUGUCUAUGCUUUGCUAGAUGCUUGCUCAGCGGACGACCUUCAGUAUCUUCAUACUGUAUUCGGAGAGGGUACUUGCAGAAGUACAUUGGCAAGCUUGAAGGAUGAUCACAAACGGCAACAGUAUGAAGGAAAAGUGUGACGAGAAAGGCGUCAUCCUUCUCUUACAGCAACAAUUUUAAAGCCUUCCAUUAUGCAGACCUUGGACGCGCACCUGCACACAGUUUUGUGGUAGAAAGCAGAACAGCGUGGACUGGUAUCACAUUGCUUAUUGAAAUCCGCAUAGAUAGAUAUAGAACAAAAUUCAGGAGAGCUAUUCUGCUAUAACAACAACGAGAAAGACAACCCGAAAGGGGGAGAGGGGCGGGUUGAAAAUUUUGUCAUCAACUUUUUGUAUACAUACAGUCUAGAGACGAAACAGUUCAAUCCUUUUCCAGUCACAAGUAUAGCAUUUUUCAUUUUGUUUGACCCCUUAUUUCAGCAAAAUCUUGAUAGUUUUCACAUUUGUAACCCAAUUGUAUGAAGGGACAUAUCUAAUGACACAGUUUUAUUGGCACAUAUAUUAAAAAGAUGAUCCAUUCAAGUCCA
Molecule: messenger RNA, 6656 nt
Organism: Spinacia oleracea (spinach)
Lineage: Eukaryota; Viridiplantae; Streptophyta; Magnoliopsida; Caryophyllales; Amaranthaceae
Exons: 10
Coding region: 46-6210 (2054 amino acids)
Biological process (GO): ribosome biogenesis
Cellular component (GO): nucleolus
Source: RefSeq, a predicted model, not a curated record